ACGAUCUUUGUUGCAGAGUGAAAGGGGGCGGAGCCAAAGGGACCCGAAUCAAGAUGGCCACCUUCACUGAGAGGAUGGGGCCUGUCUUGUUGCUCUGGCUGGCCGUGUGCCUCAGUGGAUCCUGGGCUGUGGACAAGGGCAACUUCAAGACCUGCGACCAAAGUGCUUUCUGCAAGCGGCAGCGAGCGAUGAAGCCUGGUGAGUCCCCUUAUCGGGCCCUGCUGGAAACCAUGGAGCUGACCAACACCAGACUCACCCUGCAGCUCAUCAAUGACAAUAACAAGGUGCGUCUUCUGCUCGAGCUCUACCGUCUCCAGGGAAACAUAACGAGGGUGAAGAUUAACGAGCUGAAGCCUCUGAAGCCUCGCUAUGAAGUCCCAGACGUGCUCAUCAGGGAGCCGCCGACCGAGCCUCUGUCUCUCCUGUCACAGGAUGAGAACGGGGUGGUGCUGUCUCUGGGAGCGGAGUCCCAGAGGGUCAUCGUCAGCGCCCGGCCCUUCAGGCUCGACAUCGUGGAGGGACGCGACGUCCUGAUGUCCCUGAACUCGCGAGGCCUGCUCAGUUUUGAGCACCUGAGGAUGCGCAAGGACACUUUCUCCUAUAAAGUAACUAGCACAGUGGCUAGCGUGUGGGAUAAUAUCAAGAGGGUAUUCUCUAGUCAGGCUGACCCGGAGGCUGAGAACAAAGAGGGGACGGACCCGGCGAACCCGGCCGAGACUGUAAAAGAAGAGGAAGAGAAAGUAGAAGACGGGAUGUGGGAAGAGACGUUUAAAUCUCACACAGACAGCAAACCGAGCGGUCCUUCUGCCAUUAGUUUAGACUUUUCAUUGCCGGGCGUGGAGCACGUCUACGGCAUCCCAGAACACGCAGACACCCUCAAGCUUAAAACGACAGAUAGUGGGGAUCCGUAUCGGCUGUAUAACCUGGAUGUUUUCCAGUAUGAACUGUAUAACCCGAUGGCCCUGUAUGGGGCAGUCCCAGUGAUGUUGGCACACAACACUCAGCGUACUAUGGGCAUCUUCUGGCUCAACGCUGCAGAAACCUGGGUGGAUAUAAGUUCAAACACAGCAGGAAAGACGGUGUUUGGGAAAAUGCUGGAUUACGUUCAGGGCUCCAGUGAGACGCCACAGACGGAUGUUCGUUGGAUUUCAGAAAGUGGAAUCAUAGAUGUCUUCCUCAUGCUGGGACCGACUCCCAGAGACGUCUUCUCUCAGUACGCUUCUCUAACAGGCACUCAGGCAUUCCCCCCUCUGGCCUCACUGGGAUACCACCAGUGCCGCUGGAACUACAACGACCAGGAAGACGUGCGCUCGGUGGACGCCGGCUUCGACGAGCACGACAUCCCUUACGACUUCAUUUGGCUCGACAUCGAGCACACGGACGGGAAGCGCUACUUUACCUGGGAUCCUCACAAGUUUGCAUCACCAAAGGAGAUGCUGCAGGGUCUCCUGGACAAGAAACGCAAGAUGGUUGCGAUCGUCGAUCCUCACAUCAAAGUAGACACAAACUACAAGAUCCACAACGAGAUCCGCUCUCGGGGUUUCUAUGUGAAGAAUAAAGAUGGCGGAGACUACGAAGGCUGGUGCUGGCCUGGGAAUGCAGGUUAUCCAGACUUCACCCGUCCUGACAUGAGGGCCUGGUGGGCCAGCCAGUUUGGUUACGAUCAGUAUGAGGGCGCCAUGGAGAACUUGUAUACGUGGAAUGACAUGAAUGAGCCAUCCGUGUUCAACGGGCCGGAGGUCACCAUGCACAAAGACGCAAUGCACGAAUCCUGGGAGCACCGCGAAGUGCACAACUUAUACGGCCUUUAUGUGCACAGGGCCACAGCAGAGGGUUUGACCGAGAGGUCUGGAGGAGUCGAGAGACCGUUUGUCCUCACCAGAGCUUUCUUUGCUGGUUCCCAGCGCUACGGUGCUGUGUGGACUGGAGACAACGCUGCAGAGUGGGACCACCUGAAGAUCUCUAUCCCCAUGUGUCUGAGUCUAGGCCUGGUGGGAAUCUCUUUUUGUGGUGCUGAUGUCGGCGGGUUCUUUAAGUCGCCGAGCACCGAGCUGCUGGUGCGUUGGUACCAGACGGGAGCUUACCAGCCCUUCUUCCGGGCCCACGCCCACCUGGACACGCCGCGCCGCGAGCCCUGGCUGUUUGGUCCAGAAAACACGGCUCUGAUGCGCGAAGCCAUUCGCCAGCGCUACACGUUCUUGCCUUACUGGUACCAGCUGUUCUACCUCGCAUAUCACACUGGAGAACCCGUCAUGAGGCCACUUUGGGUGGAGUAUCCCCAGGAUCCUGCUACUUUUGCUUUGGAUGAUGAGUAUUUGCUCGGCCGAGACCUGUUGGUGCACCCUGUAACUGAAGAGGGAGCCAGAGGCGUCACUGCUUACCUGCCGGGGAAACACGAGGUCUGGUUUGACAUCCACACCUUCCAGAAGCACAACGGUGGCCAAAACCUUUACAUUCCUGUCACCAUGAGCUCCAUCCCGGUGUUCCAGCGCGGCGGCUCCAUCAUUCCCAGGAAGCUCCGAGUCCGCAGGUCUUCCACCUGCAUGGAGCACGACCCGUACACUCUGUAUGUGGCCCUUGAUAAUCAGAGAACGGCAGAGGGAGAGCUGUACAUAGAUGACGGCCACACCUUUAACUAUGAGAAGAAAGAGUUGAUCCACAGGAAGUUUUCCUUCGCCAACGGCGUCCUCUCCUCUGUUGACCUUGAACCAAACGCCCAGUUUACAACCAAAUCUUGGGUGGAACGCAUCAUUAUACUGGGAGCCAGUAAACCCAGCAUGGUUACUCUUAAAACUGCUGAUGGCGAGAACCAGCUGGAGUUUGAUUUCGACGCCUCCAUGUCUGUGUUAACAAUCCGCAAGCCUGGGAUGAACGUGGGGGCAGACUGGACCGUGACCCUGCAGUGACCCCCAGAGACAGAAGACGAAAACAGAAAACGAGCAAACUAGACUGAAACAGGAGGAGAUGGAGAGAGUAGGGAAUAGACAGACUCCAUUAAUACUUCAAACUAACUAGAGCAGGACGUCAGAGUAACUGCAGAAACACACAGAUCACACUUUCCAUCCACAUUAACACAGUUUGUUGACGCUGAGCUCUGCCAUUUCCUCUUUGUGUUCUGUCACACUAAGACCUGAUGGCAACAAUUAAAAAAUUACUACUAGAUAGGAAAAUGUGUUUGUUUUUCAGGGAAGAAACGGAGUGGGUCGAGUCAACUUGGGAGUUUUUUGCUGCUGAAUCUUCCUCUUGGUUUAGCACACUGUCUGCCUCAUAAGAAACGCAUCACUGUAAAGGGUGUUUGGUGUUUAUAAUGAAGGUCAACAUUCUGAUCACACAGUCCACCUACUGCUGAUUCCUUUCUGAAUUUGAAGAAAUCUAUCGUUCCUCUUAUAGGCAAAAUCUAAUCAGGUAAGAGCUCAGCCUUCUUUCCUCGUGCGAAUUUAAAAGUUGAUGGACAGAUUAACAACCGUCUCCUUUAUGGCUCAAAUCUUUUAUCAUGUUUUUUUUUUUUUUACUGUUUUCAACACCAGAAAAAGACUUCUUUGUUUAGCAGUCCUCAGCAAAUCAUUUUCCUCCAGUCUGUCAUUGAGUUUCUCAGUCCUAAAUAGAAAUUAUUUCUUUUUGUUGCUUCUAUUUUGAAGUAAUUUUCUUAAUGGCACAGUUUGGGUUUUAAACUGGGGAGUGAACCACUGGCUGGAUGAUUCUGACAAUGUGUUUUCUCUUUUGAGCCAUUUUUCUUCCCUUCGUAUCCUGUUUUUAAUGCACUUACAGAAUGGUGAGCCCUUAAGAAAUUAGAUUUUUGUGUGUUUCCUAGGCGUUAGUUGAAAUCUUCAUUUGGGUUUUGAUCAUUAGAACAACUAAACAGUUGUCAAUUUAAAGCCAUCUGAACUACAGAAACAUCAAUCCAAAAUAUGCAUCAAUCUGCCAUCAAGCUCAAUUGUCUGACCUGCAGGAGGGAAGGUUCUGCAAGUUUCUGUUUUCAAGAGCAUAAAUGUUACCUCUGCAUUGUUUUUUGUUAAUGGCUUGAAUUGGUGAAAACGGAAGUUAACGAUUGCACUUCAGCUGUCAAAGUAGUCUGAUGUACUCUAACAGAUGAGACCAAGUGAAAAUAAACUUGACCAAAUGUGAAAAAUAA
Molecule: messenger RNA, 4132 nt
Organism: Xiphophorus maculatus (southern platyfish)
Lineage: Eukaryota; Metazoa; Chordata; Actinopteri; Cyprinodontiformes; Poeciliidae
Gene: ganabb
Product: glucosidase II alpha subunit
Exons: 25
Coding region: 54-2906 (950 amino acids)
Biological process (GO): N-glycan processing; carbohydrate metabolic process
Cellular component (GO): glucosidase II complex
Molecular function (GO): carbohydrate binding; glucan 1,3-alpha-glucosidase activity
Source: RefSeq, a predicted model, not a curated record